This is a messenger RNA of Syngnathus acus (greater pipefish), 1500 nucleotides long. RefSeq names its product F-box protein 4 (gene fbxo4). Gene Ontology annotation, cellular component: SCF ubiquitin ligase complex. Bases 1 to 1170 code for a protein of 389 amino acids. The record is from RefSeq and is a predicted model, not a curated record. Gene Ontology annotation, biological process: protein polyubiquitination; SCF-dependent proteasomal ubiquitin-dependent protein catabolic process. NCBI's taxonomy places the organism in Eukaryota, Metazoa, Chordata, Actinopteri, Syngnathiformes, Syngnathidae. Gene Ontology annotation, molecular function: protein binding. The transcript has 7 exons.
AUGGCAGGGAAGAUUAACCGUCAUAGCGAAUCAGUCGUUAUUCGAAGUCUUCGGCGCUUGAAAGAGUUGUAUUGGCCUCCCGGUGUGAGAGACGUCGUUGGGGAUCAUGGAGCGGAGGAGCCCGGUUUUUUGGAAUGUUUACCUGUGGAAGUGCAGUUCCAAAUCAUGACCCUAUUGUCCUCUGUGGACAUCUGUCGCCUGGGAGCAACCAGCCGCUACUGGAGGGCCUUGAUCCGGGACCCAUUGUUGUGGAAGUUCUUUCUCCUCAGGGACAUGCCUAAGUGGCCCUCCAUCGAUCACGUAACGAUGCCGCAGCUGGAGGCGCCAGAAGGCCCGGUCAUCGCUGACAACGCAGAACAGGACGAUUACGAGACGACAGAAUCCAAAGUUGACUACAUGGCAGAAUAUCUGAAAGGAUGCCCGUCAUGCAGACAGAAAUGGCUUCCUUCGUGGCCACCGUACCAUGUGUUGACGUUCUUCAUGCAUUCUUUGGUGCCCUCAUCUGAGCCACGCUACAUCAUGUUCGGGCCCGGCAUGGAGCAACUGGACGUUUCUAUAGUCACCAGGCUCAUGCGCGCCUCUGAUAUUCUGCAAAUGUCAGUCACUCGGAACAGUCACAUCAAUGGACCUUCAGUGAUCGGCUCUGGCAUCAGUUACAUGUUCAACAACCAGCACAAGUUCAACAUCUUUACACUAUAUUCGACAAACAAAGCAGAGAGGGAGCGUGCCAAACUACAGAAGCAGUACAUGAGUGGGAAACUCUUCACUUUAAUAGGGAGCAAUGACUCGGGGGACCCAGUCUUCAGGCCGGCUCCCCAGGUGCAGCAAGUGUGCCAGGUUGUGGAAGGGGUCAUCUAUGUGGCGAAUGCUGAGCCAGGCAACGGUGAAGGUGAGUCUGAGGGGGCUCAAAUCAGAGCUGUGCUGUGCUCCACAUCCAAACCCUUGUUGGUGCUCUCGUGCAUCUCAAGAGAGGAAAGCCAAGCAGUCGGGACCACCAGAAUGCAAAGCAACCGUCGAACGCCCUGUGUUGACAUGGCAAAGAGACUCGGCCUGCCUCAGUUACCUAAUCCAUGGAUGGUGCAGGAUACAGUUGCAGAAUCUCUCUCUGGUCUUCUGGAUGGUAUUUCUUGGUUGCUGAGAUCCUCAGGUGUCAAAGUCUUUGAUAGUUAGUUACUUGUUUGUAUUUACAAAAAUUGUUUUUACAAAUCCUGUAUAUGGCACAGAAACACGAGAAAGUUCUUGUUUGCUGGCAAAAAGCAAAGCAAGUAGAUGCAAAAGAAAAAGAGAUGUUCCUGGGGAAAAGUUAGGGUUGCUAUUUUCAUUGCCGUUCCACUCAUGUAUUUUUAAUGGGUAAUUUUGUCUGAAUAAUAUUGAUCUAAAACAGAUGGUGUAAAGAAGUCACAUCCCUGAAAUAUGAGGAAAACAUAUCUGUGAGAAGAGGGCUAUUUACGAUUUUAUAUGUGAGGUAAAUACAGUUGAGAAUAAAUUUAGCACGUCAUA